AUGGCAUCUGGCGGACAUGUGAUGCAGCAGCAGAGAGGGUCUGUAGAGGCGCGCAUCAAGACUCUGGUGAACAACGACUUGAAGGAAAUAUGCAAAGCGUACAAUUAUCAAGUCUCCGGCACCAAGGCCAUAUUGCAGGCCAGAUGCACUGACAUCUUGAACACCAUCGUCAAGCGAGGCGAUCAGACCGAAUUCGACAUCUUCAACCAUCGAGUGGGCAACCACGGUCAAGCCCCGCUACGAGCGUCGCAACCUUCCUCCUCAGCAACGUAUUCACACUCCAACGAUGGCCCUACAGAAAUGCCACAGAACAGGCAUACCGUGCGAUCCAAUGUGACCCUCACUCAGGAUCAAGUGAAUCGCAUGAAACUAGAUCCCAACCUCAAGCUUCUGAUGUACUGCGGCACUGGCAUCUCUGCAUACGGCUAUGUCGACGUUGCCUUCCCGAAUCAGCUUGAGGUGAAGAUCAAUGGUGAUGACGUUCGCGCCAACUUCAAAGGGUUGAAGAAUAAGCCAGGAUCGACAAAACCGGCCGAUAUCACCGACAAGGUUAGGAAACACGGUGGCUAUCAGAAUCAGUUGUCUAUAACAUACGCACUGACUCAGAAGCGGUUCUCAUUUGCGGUAUAUCUGGUGAAGUACGUUUCAGCCGAUGCAUUAACAGAACGCAUCAAGCGAGGACAGCACGGCGGUGGUAUCAUCACGAAGCAGACUGUCCUGAACGAAAUGAACAAGGCCAACGCGGAUCCGGACAUCGCUGCAACCUCGGUACGAAUGUCACUGAAAGAUCCAAUCUCGACGUUGCGCAUCACACUGCCAGUGAGAUCGACGAACUGCUCGCACAAUCAGUGCUUUGAUGGAUCAAUGUUCAUGCACCUGCAGGAGCAGGCUCCACAGUGGUCCUGCCCUGUGUGUUCGAAGAGCGUCUCCUUCCAGAGCCUCUGCGUUGAUAAGUACUUCGAAGAGAUCCUGCAGCAGACGCCAACUUCGGUCGAGAAGGUGGACAUUGAACCAGAUGGACAGUGGCAUAUGCUCAAAGAAGAAGAUUCACAGCCGAACGGUCAUUCUAGUAGAGGUAAACCCGCACACUACGAUGAUGACUUCGAUGACGAUGACAUCGUGGAAGUCAGUGACCCGACUUCAAAAUCACGACCUACGAACGGCGUUCCCAUCGGCAAUGGCUCUACUCCUUCGUUACUGUCACCGAUGCCUGGUUCUGGCUUCGCUAUCAAUACGCCGCCUUUGUCAUCAAGAGGACCGUCCGCAGCACCUUCGACCACAUCGGCACAACAGAGCAACAAGCGCCCUGCGAGCGCGGUGAUCGACUUGACACUUUCGGACGACGACGAGCCUCCAAGGCCGGCCAAGAGGCAGUCCACAAAUACGAGCAUAUCGGAUGAAGCAGCGAAAGACAGCGGGACAGAUGAGAUGAUGCCUCCAAAGGGUCACGAAUGGUACAUACUAGCGAGGAGUUUGGAGUUCUGCUUUCAGCAACGAAUGCUGGCGUAG
Pseudocercospora fijiensis CIRAD86 is the source of this 1509-nucleotide messenger RNA. RefSeq lists its product as uncharacterized. The record is from RefSeq and is a predicted model, not a curated record. Lineage: Eukaryota; Fungi; Ascomycota; Dothideomycetes; Mycosphaerellales; Mycosphaerellaceae. The transcript has 4 exons. Gene Ontology annotation, molecular function: zinc ion binding; SUMO ligase activity. Gene Ontology annotation, biological process: protein sumoylation. Bases 1 to 1509 code for a protein of 502 amino acids.